Messenger RNA from Rubroshorea leprosula, 571 nucleotides. Lineage: Eukaryota; Viridiplantae; Streptophyta; Magnoliopsida; Malvales; Dipterocarpaceae. The record is from the annotation of a GenBank genome assembly.
CAAUGUUGUAUCUCAACUGGAUUUGAUUUCUUCUUGGGAGAAAAAAACUGGGAGAAACAUCAAAAGAGUUCAUGUUCCUGAGGAGGAAAUCAUAACGCAAACUGAGACAUUGCCUAGCCCGGAGAACGUGCCGCCGGCAAUCCUGCACAACAUAUUUGUGAAAGGCGAUCAGACGAGCUUUGAGCUAACUGAGGAAGAUUUGGAGGCGUCGGAGUUAUACCCUGAGUACAAGUAUACUUCAGUUGAUAGGCUUCUUGAUGUGUUCUUGGUUAAGCCUCCUAGUAAGCCUAAGCUUGCAUCCUUCGGAGCGUAGAAAACUAUAAUGUUAUUUUGCCGGUCAAAUACUUACAAUAAAGACCGUCAUGUUGUUGGAGUAGCAUGUACCAAAUGGUAGCGAGAAUCACAAUCCAGUAAUAAAAUUAUAUAUCUUGUGCACUAAUUAAUGGUGUCAUUUGGGAAUUGCACAAGGCCACGAAAUGGCCUGUUUUGGGUUUGAACUCGGUCUCCUGAUUAAUUUCUCCGCACGAUGGGUGUAUUUUGUAAACGCAUCUGAUAAAUAUCAAAGAUCAUC